AUGUCAAACAACACGAUCACCCCUCGUGGCCGACGCGUGCCACGGGCCUCGGUCGAAGCUCAAGCUCAAACCCGAACAGGCCGCUCCUCCAACUUGCCUACGCCUCGACCGACCAACCGCAACAAACCGACUCGUAGUCGUGGUCGUGCAUGGAGGAAGAGUCUCAUGGGACCGGGCCGUGGCGCUCGUUCGAGGACGCUGGAUGCACGUCAACAAGCCGUGGCGAUGCCGACCCAGAUCGCUUUGCAGGCUUUGUUGGAUAUGGGCAAGCGCCAAGACACGAAUGCGGGGUCCAAGACUAGGAUGGUAUUGAGUGAACAGGAUGUAAAGGAUUACAAUGCCUUCAAAGGUGAGCGGUCUUGGAAGCGCGCCGCGAGCGACCACGGGGUCACGUGGCCAGAAGCUGGGUGUAUGCAUGUCGAACUGACCCUUCUCUCUGUCCUCGAUUCCACCUUGGCUCAGGUGUCAAGGAAGCGUAUCUGUCUACUGCACCCUUCCUCCAACCCGCUGCCCUGAACCCGCAGUACGCGCCGCAGUUGAACGACCCGAGCUCGCCCUUCAACCAACUCAUCCGCCGCGCCAACCUCGUCACCUUCCUCUACCUCGUCUUUUCGAGUGGGCCCGAUUCCGAAGGGCAUCGACGACGAGAUGCAGCGACCAAGUUGACCGAAGCGGCGAUGCACUUCCUUACGCUCGUGGUGCCGAAUGAGACGCAGAUCCAUGAUGGUGUUUUGGCGAUGUUGACGGGGUUGAGGAUCCAGGUGAGGGGCCGAACACUUGAAAACUUGGGUAUCCGUCACCCCCCGCCCAGGUAUGCUGAUUCUAUGAUCUGGUUUGGCUUUGUUUAGACCUACCUCUCGCAUCUUGCGACAAGUCGCGAGCCUUACCCACCUUCCGAAUUCCUCGGUUCACCACUCUCGACCUACCUCUCGCAAGAAAAACUCUUGGACAACCGUUCCGCAGCUAUCCGCUUCACGGCCUUGCAGAACGACGCUUUGGCUGCGAUCGAGUCGACCGAGGCCGAUUUGGAGGUCUUGGAGACGCAGUACAGGUGGAAUGAUUUGGUACAAGAGUUGAGGAACUAUUGCGAGAACGUCGUUGCGGAUGGUUCUUUCAACCUCGAAUCGGGGAGAUCGGACGACGAGUCCGUCGAUGAUGAUGUCGUUACGGAGGAGGAAGAAGAGUCUGCACGUCGAUUGACAAGUUCUGACGCUACGCCGCGCGGGCCUCAAACUCCUCGAGCGACGAUCGUCCCCAAGUCACUCAAGAAGAGCGCCAAGAAAGCUGUGGCGCCCGUGCAGCAGACGACGCAAGAGACGCCGUCUGACGUCGAUGAGUUAUUAUCCGAUUCGGCCCUUGCCAACCUCGAAGUUGCAUCCCAAUCCGACGUCGACUCGCUCGAGGAAGAACACGAAGUCGAAGAAAGGCUGCGCUACUCUUCCGCCGAUGCGGAGACGGCGGACGCGACUGCCACUGAGUCGGAUAGUUAUGAGACAGUCGGGACGGUACAGAGGAGGCACGUACGGGCUUUCCGAGCGUUGGAAGAAGGAUCCGAGAUGUCCCAAACGGCGAGUAUUUAUCAGGAUGGCGAGCUGGGAGAGUCUACCGAGGCGAAAAAGUGAGUCAUAGGAUGUGGGCGGCGCUUUCCAUUUUGAGGGGACUGAUCACAGUUUUUCAAUUUCAGACCGACGAUGGCGGCUCAGAUGCGAGCACUUCAACGCUCUCUCUCCGACGAACCGAGUACUCUCGAAGAAGAAGACAAGGAAGACUCUCUCGGGUGAGUCAGCAUUUGCUACGUGGUCUUUGAGAGGCCCUCUUUGCUGACUCGUAGGUUUUUUGUGGACACUCUAAAGACCCAUGCCGACGCGAGCCAAGGAGAUUUCGUUGUUCUUGAAGGAGUCGACUUCCGAACUCAGCACGCCUGAGACCCAGGCCGAAGAGGAGACUCUCGGGUAAGUCGCCGACGGUUUGUGGCGCUGAAUGAUCCAGUCACUGACCGCGACUGGUUUAUACGAUCACAGCCUCCAUCAAGCUUCGCGAGCCCAAGAUCUUCGACAAGCCAUUGCUGAAUUUAGCGACGAAGACAACGAAGAGGUAGAUGAGCUUGAUUUCAAAGUCGAAGUAGAGGAGCAUGCGUUGUCAAUCGAGACGACUCCUCGGGCUCAACGAAGAGAUGCGAACGACGAUGGAAUGGUCACUCGACUUGCCUUUGGCCAGGGCAAUCAGUUGCAGCGUGUGCCUGUCGACAGCAACGCCGUGUAAGCCCCGGCUCUGCUUCGCACAUUGGGAAGUGAUCUGAUUGGCUUAUUGAUAUUCCUCUGGAUGCAGUGCUCGGUCCCUCCUCGUCCGACAAGCCAAUGCGGAGCGGUUGCGCUUCGACUCACAGGGCGGUGAAGACGAGGACGAAGACGAUCAAGUCAAAUCACCGCGCAAGAAUCAACGUGCCGCGACCACAACCAAGGGCAAGGGCAAGGCUAAAGGAAAAGAAAAGCAAGCGACAUCGCCCCAAGCUGUCGAACAAGGUCGGGGUCAAGUCAGCCGAGGAGGUCUGCGGACCGAGUUGCUUGCCCUUGAGGACGAGGACUCGGAUCGUUCUGCGGAGGAGGAGAGGGAGAGAGAGCGCGGCACGGUGGAGCUCGAGGAGGAAAGGAGUCGAUCUCGUCAAGGUAAUGACAACGACUAUCAAAACGAUCCCUUCAUUGAUGAUCGCGAGUAUGGGGGUGGCAACGAAAGCCUAGAACCGGAAACUUUCCGCGGUUUCGACAAGGAAAGCACGGUUUCGUCACUCGAGGUUCACCAAGUCUCUGGUCGCGAUCGUAAAGGCAAGGGCAAGGAGAGGGCUCGAGAGGAGGAGAAGGAGACGCCAACGGGUACUCCGAUUGUGACUCUUGAUCCGGAUAACGAGUUGACAAUUUAUCUCGAGAAUCGGCGAAGAGAAGUCUUGGACGCUCAAGAUCAGGGCGUUGGCACCUCGUCGGGGUCAAUGCAACGCGCAUCGGGCUCGCAGAAGAAGUCUCGACGGGAUCGACCGGAAGCAUCGGGUAGCGCCGAAGGCUUCGAGACGGACCAAAGCUCCGUCGAUGAUGAGGUUCGACGUAGAAACCGACGUGCCCAACGACAGGUCGUCGAUGACGAAAGCGACGGGGACGACCGACGUCGUCGCCGCAAGGAAGCGGUUGCCGGGCCUAAGCCACCAAGCAAGAAGCAGUCCCGCGUGGAGUCGGACUCGGAUGACUCGGACGAACAGGCGAAUGCUCCAAUGCGCGACUUUCUGAAGGCGACGCACACGCGCAAGCGACCUCAAUACGAAGGCGUCGUGCUCUCCAGUGAUACGAGCGACAGCGACGACAUGCCGCCCGAACCACCUUGGUGCCAUAACGUAAAUACUACAGCCCGAUCGUACAGUGUUCAAAUUUACUAACUUCAUCUGGCCUUGACCGUACGUGGCGGGCGAUACAGAUUUAUCGCCAGAACCGCAACAUCCCGGGUGCCCGCAUUGCAUGGUGAGCCAAGGCCCCGCUCACCCACCCAUACCUUGCGCGCUAACUCUUCGGGUCGUCGACGGGAUCGUGCUCAGGUCUUAUGAAGAGGACAGGUGCCUAACGGAGGCAAUGAGGCACCAUCAAUGCCGCUGGAGUCAAAUCAUGGCGCUGCACGGCCCGCAAGGAACGAUCAAUGACAUUCUCAAGCAUCGCACUUCAAUGUCUCUUAGGGAUCGAGCGGUGAAUCUCAAGGUAAAUCUCGUCAAGCAGCGGUUGAGAGUCCCCAGUUAUCUGAAGCCAGGUGAGACCUUGCUCGCUCCUUCUUGACAGGUGUGUGAGAUCUGGAGCGCUGAUUGAGCUAUGAGUUCCUACAGUCAAUAUUGGGAAGCGAGCAGGUUGAGGGAGUCUGUACUUUUGAUUGAAACUGAGCCCCGAUUCAGUGUUCACUGGGCAUGACUCGAGAGACGGCAAUGAGGAGGCCUGAGCGUUCCAGAGACCGUUCCGCGGACGCCGCCCUCACUGUCCAACCUGCACGAGCCCCUGGCGAACCUACUCGGCGCACGAGCGCUUGAGGCGUGCUGAGCACAGCCGAGGCCAGUUCGUGAUUACGGUGUCCGGCUUGGUAUAUAUGCCUGUUGCUCGUUCGCCUCUUUCCUUCUCAUUCAUUUCCUGCUUCAUCAAUUCGCAUAUCACGAUGCACACCCCUUCCCUCGCGCUCGUCUUGCUUGGUCUAACGUCGGCAGUCAGCGCUAUUGGUGAGACAGCUCGAACCAUGUGUGCAUGUGAAGUGGAACUGACGCGGAUGUGAGCCGAUCACUACACGCCAACUUUUUUCAGCCGUUGGUGAACCCAACCCUGCCACCCCCAAGGCCCAUACUCAGCAGCUCGAGGCGUUCUGUAAAAAGUUUACUACCAGUGUAAGCGCCCGCUUCGAGGCAUCAGAAGGAAGGGAAAAGUCAAUCACUUCUCAGGAAGCUGAAAAUGACCUUUGGCCCCCCUAUCGACAGUGCUGGUCGACGGUGAAGACGAAGAGCGCAGGUUUGCACAGAUGGUACGUUGCAGGCUGCGCUCGUGUCCGACGGCAUGCGUGGUCCGACGUUCUGCAAAAUUUUGCUGAUCGUCUCUCUUUCCACGCUGGCAGCUAUUGGAACAAGAAAGAAGACAGUGUCAAGACCUUUUGUGGAGAAGUCAAAGUCGUGACCGAGGUAAUCAACUCGACUGGCCACGUCAACGCGACCGUUCAGAAGACCGAGCUGCCCAAGGACGGCAAAGUUUCGCUUCCUACGCACCUCGUUCAUGUGCACAAGGAGGUCAGGAAGUUCAAGUUAUUCGACUAUGUAGGGGUAUCCUAUCGGGUUUGGGAGAGGUAUGGAAGCUUGCACUGACGUCGUCUGGUAUUGUAAAUUCGCUUCACAAUCGAAACAGACCCCUAAAGUGCUCAAGCAUCUCAGCGCCAACGCAACCACCCCGACGCGCCAAAUUCUCAAAUACACCAAAGAAGACACGAGAUUUAAGAAUGCUACUCGGGAGAGGUUGGAAGGCCGAGUGGUGCGUGUCAUCAAGGCGCCCAAGCACGCUCUUCGCCCCGAACGCCUUUGGAAAGUUCUAGCUUGA
Molecule: messenger RNA, 5096 nt
Organism: Microbotryum saponariae
Lineage: Eukaryota; Fungi; Basidiomycota; Microbotryomycetes; Microbotryales; Microbotryaceae
Source: the annotation of a GenBank genome assembly